Molecule: messenger RNA, 1482 nt
Organism: Exophiala mesophila
Lineage: Eukaryota; Fungi; Ascomycota; Eurotiomycetes; Chaetothyriales; Herpotrichiellaceae
Exons: 7
Coding region: 1-1482 (493 amino acids)
Biological process (GO): carbohydrate metabolic process
Molecular function (GO): hydrolase activity, acting on carbon-nitrogen (but not peptide) bonds; chitin binding
Source: RefSeq, a predicted model, not a curated record
AUGUCCCCUCUUCUUUCCCACGGCUUUGUGAGAGCUGUGGACACAGAACCUCGUUGUGGCAAAGACCUUGGCACUUGUAAUCCCAAUGACCUCAACUCGGGUUGGUGUUGCUCAAAGCAUGGCUUCUGCGGUGAUGGAAGCCUGUACUGCGGUGUUGGAUGUCAAGACGGAUACGGCAAAUGUGAUCUCGCCUCCUCUGGGAACAAACCACCCAAGGUCAAGCUUUGUGGAACCAAUCACAAAGGCAACGGUUCCAACUCUGAAGGAUCCCAUUGCAGUACAGGUGACUGUUGCUCGAAAGAUGGAAAAUGUGGUACCGGUAAAGAUUACUGUGAGAGCGGGUGCCAGGCACUGUUUGGCAACUGCACUUCAACAACGUCCACAAGCUCCACAAACUCGACUUCAACUCGCUGCGGAGCCCAAUAUGGCUCGAAGAAAUGCCCCAACAAUCAAUGUUGCUCGAUGAAUGGCUAUUGUGGCGUGGGAAAAGACUUCUGUGCAGUGCCAGACAAGUGCCAGCACAAAUACGGCUUCUGCGAUUCGGACAUCAAGCCCCAAGAAACUGAAUACUUUAACUCUUCUGCCGACGACCGUUCUCAUGUAGGUGUGGUUCCAUAUGGCAAGUUCAUUCGUACCUGCCAGGUCCCCAGAGUCCUCGGCCUCAGCUUCGACGACGGUCCAUCAGAAAACACGGCAGACUUGCUUGAUGUCCUUCAGGACUAUAACGUUCGAGCCACCUUCUUUGUGACGGGAGUCAGCGGUGGCAAGGGGGCCAUUGACCAGACUGAUAAAUGGAGAGAGCUCAUCCUUCGCAUGGUUGACGAAGGACAUCAAGUGGCGUCACACACAUGGUCACAUCGCAAUCUCGACAACCUCACCUCUUCCCAACGUUGGUCGGAGAUGGUCAAGCUUGAGCAAGCUUUGUUCAACAUCAUUGGCAAGUAUUCCAACUAUGUGAGACCACCAUAUGUUCAAUGCAACGAAAGCUCGGGAUGUCUCAAGGAUUUGGGCGACCUCGGCUACCACGUCAUUGGCUGGUCCAUUGACAGUUCUGACUAUCGACAUGAGAACGAUCUUGACGCCAUGAUCCGUGAGUUUGAUGCAUCUUUUGAUGCAAUUGAUCCGGAAACGGGCAGCGCCAUUAUCAUCCAACACGACACCAUCCGCAAGUCUGCCAUUGACUUAACCAAACACAUCAUCAACCGUGCACAGGAAAAGGGAUUCUUUCCUGUCCCGGUUUCGCAAUGCGUGGGCGAUGAACCCGAACAAUCUUACCGUGUUGCGGUCAAGACUGACCAGCGAAAUGAGACAGCCACGACAAAUGAAUCCGACUCGACACCGACACCAGAAUCUUCCGCAGCCAAGGUGGCUCCUUUCCGUUGGAGUCGAUAUCUCGUCAGCCUUUUCGGAUCGGCUCGUGCAUACAGUUCUGCACCUGUCCCUCUUGCCAUCCCACCAAAGAAGGCAAAAACUGAACUAUGA